Messenger RNA from Strongylus vulgaris, 549 nucleotides. The record is from the annotation of a GenBank genome assembly. NCBI's taxonomy places the organism in Eukaryota, Metazoa, Nematoda, Chromadorea, Rhabditida, Strongylidae.
AUGACCCAAUUGAUCUUCACCCAGGUUCAUGCGUGGGUUACGCGACGAGGUACUGUUCCAAUGCCAUCUGAAGAGGAGAAUUGCCAGCUGGUUACGGUAACCGAAGAAGAGAUCGAAAAUUGUGUACGAGUUAUCCCGCGCCUCGACACCUUGAUACUUGUCAAAGCGAUGGGACAUCGAAAACUAAGCAAAACACAUAAUCGAAUAUGGAAAACUCGUCCAAAACAUCAAAGUCACCUUCACCAGGUUCAUGCGUGGGUCACGCGACGAGGUACUGUUCCAAUGCCAUCUGAAGAGGAAAAUUGCCAGCUGGUUACGGUAACUGAGGAAGAGAUCGAAAAUUGUGUACGAGUUAUCCCGCGCCUCGACACUUUGAUACUUGUCAAAGCGAUGGGACAUCGAAAACGUUUCGGGAACCCGUUCAGGUACUAUUAUGUUUGUGGUAUAAUAUUUGGGAGAAUGAAGCAUAGGGGGGAAAAUUUGUUGUCUGAUUUUAACUUCUGGGCUGAAGGACAAUAUUUGGGACUACAAAAACCCACUUUAUUGUAA